Molecule: messenger RNA, 3285 nt
Organism: Fragaria vesca subsp. vesca
Lineage: Eukaryota; Viridiplantae; Streptophyta; Magnoliopsida; Rosales; Rosaceae
Product: putative disease resistance RPP13-like protein 1-like
Exons: 3
Coding region: 1-2871 (956 amino acids)
Biological process (GO): defense response to other organism
Molecular function (GO): protein binding; ADP binding
Source: RefSeq, a predicted model, not a curated record
AUGGCGACUACUGUAGCGUCUCUAGUACUUUCGACCGGCAUCACAUCGGCGGUUCUUCAGGUUCUUGUCGACAGAAUCGCCACCAUCACUCAAACAAAGAUAACCCAGUUUAAGCAGCUGCAAAGCCAGUUCUUGGAGUUAGGAGCAACAAUGACCAAGGCAAAAGCUCUGGUUGACGAUGUAGAAAACAAGAAAUGUUUUCCGGAGGCGUGCCGUAUUUUGCUGGAAGAUAUCAAAAGUGUUGUUUUAGAUGCCGAUGACUUGCUGGAUGAGAUUGACAUGUUUCUCGAAAACAGAACCGAUAAGAAUCAGGUGAGUCAAAUCACUCAAAUGUUCCCAUCAUCUUUUAGAUUCAAUAUUCCUUCUGAGCUGCGCAAGAUCCAUAAAGAAUUGGGUGAUUUAGUAGAUAAACUGGAGGGCUACUGCAUGAUGAAUUUGGGUCAGCCUCAAAUGGCUGCUCCCACUCCCAUUUUGCCAAGUACUUCGUUGGUAGUUGGGUCCUCUAUAAUUUCAAGAGAUCCAGACAAGAAAAAGAUCAUUGAGAUGGUCUUGUCUGACCAAGGAGAGGGUGGAGGAAAUGUUUCUGUGAUUCCCAUAGUGGGAAUGGGUGGAAUUGGUAAAACUGCACUUGCUCAACUUGUUUACAAUGAUCCGGAUGUGGUUAGAAAUUUUGAUUUUAAGAUCUGGGUAUCAGUUUCUUUCAGCUAUGAUGUUGUCAUGAUUACAAAAUCCAUUUUUAACUCUGUUGCUGAGCAAAGGUCUGGGUUAAUGUCUGAAUUUAGGGGAGUUUUUGAGUUGUCUGAUAUGUGGAAAUAUUUUGAGUUGAGUCAUAAUGAGAUUCAUAUUCAGUUACAGAAGAAGUUGAGGGGGAAGAAGUUUUUGCUUGUACUUGACGAUAUGUGGAAUGAAAAUCCUAGAGAUUGGGAUCAAUUGAAAUUGCCUUUUCAAGUUGCGGCACAAGGAAGCAAGAUUUUGAUGACUACACGAAGCCAAAUUGCUUCGUCUAUUCUUUCCGGUGCUCCUGCUUAUCUUUUGAAUACUUUGUCUCAUAAGGAUUGCUGGACAAUCAUUAAACAAACAGCAGGACUAGGUGAUGCACAUGAAAAUGAGUUGAUCGGGUUGGAGAUAGCAAAGAAGUGCAAAGGGCUUCCUUUGGCGGCAAAAGUGAUUGGAAGUGUCUUGCGUUAUAAAUAUGGAGAAAGGAAGUGGGGUGCUUUGUUAAAAUGUGAGCUAUGGGAAUCUCCAGAACAUGGAAACCAUAUAUAUCCAGCACUUAAGUUGAGCUAUGAUAAUUUGUCUUCUUAUUUGAGAAGAUGUUUCACUUAUUGUUCUAUCUUCCCACGUGAUCAUGAAUUUGAGAAAGAUGAUUUGGUUCAGUUAUGGGCUGCAGAAGGCUUCAUUCAAGCUCAAGGAAGACAAGAAAUUGAAGAUGUUGGAAGAGAGUACUUUGGUGGCUUGUGUUCCAGGUCCUUUUUCCAAGCUUCAGAUGAUGAUCCACCAAAAUAUAAAAUGCAUGACCUCGUUCAUGAUUUGGCAAGAUUGGUUUCAACCACUGUUUCCUUUUCCAUGGAGGAUAAUGUGUCAAACAUCUUACCGAUACCUAGACAUGCUCGGUAUUCAUCAUUGCUUUGUCAAGACAUUAAGCCAUCUACAUUGGAGGUGUUUCACAGGUAUGAGAAGUUGCGAACCUUUUUGCUGCUUUCUGAACAUGCAUCCAAUCUUAAACAAGUUCCAUAUGAUUUCUUUAUAAAGUUGGGACGCUUAAGAGUGUUGAAUCUGAGCCAUAGUGGCAUCUCUGACUUGCCUGACUCUGUUAAGAAUUUGAUACACCUUCGUUACCUGAAUCUUAGUCAUUCCUCUAUCAAAAGAUUGCCAAAAUCUUUAGCAAAUAUAUAUGGGAUGGAGACACUUAAGCUCAAGAAUUGUUGUGAGCUUCUUCAAUUACCUGACAACUUGAAGAACUUGAUUAAGUUGCGACAUCUUGACUUUGAUGGUCGUGUAAUCAGUUCCAUGCCAAUGGAUGUUGGGAAGCUGACCAGUCUUGAAACUCUGCCUGCAUUUAUAGUGGGAAAGCACAUUGGAUAUCAGAUUGGAGAGCUCAAGAACAUGAUGUUCCUUCGUGGAUCCAUUUGCAUUACAAAUCUUGAAAAUGUGGCAAAUUCUGUUGAGGGUGAGGCUGCUAUGUUACAUGAGAAGCAAUACCUAAAGAAGUUGGAGUUGGAAUGGAAUGAAAUGGGUUCUCAAACAGUUCAUCAAGAAGUUCUUACGAGCCUUAAGCCUCAUGUUAGGUUGACAGAGUUACGAGUAACAGGCUAUUGUGGUUUAAUAUUUCCAAAUUGGAUUUCUGAUUCAUCAUUUUGCAAGCUUGAGAGAAUCCAUUUGGACAAGUGCCAUUUUUGCACACUGCUUCCUUCUCUUGGUCAACUUACAGCUCUCAAGUAUCUUCUCAUCCAAGAUAUGCAUGAUUUGGAAAAUAUUGAUCAUCUGUUAUGUGGCUCAACAGAUACUUUUCCUUCAUUGGAGACGCUGACAUUUCGGGACAUGCCAAAGUUGAAGAUAUGGUCAGGAAUAAAUGAAAAUGACAUGCCUCACCUUAUAGUGCUUAGCAUUGAUUCUUGCCCAGAACUGGUCACGCUACCUUCAUUGUGUUACCUAAGAUCACUUGAAAUGUUAGAAAUAAACCGUUGCUCGGAGCUUCAAUCAUUGCCAAGGGAAGGACUGCCGCUCUCACUCACAUGUUUGAUAAUUUCGGAAAGUGACAUUUUAAAGGAGCGAUGCGAGGUGCAAGGUGCAGAUUGGGACAAGAUCAAAUCGAUUCCCAACAUAAUGAUAGAUGAUGAAGUGAUUCCCAUGGAAGGACGUCAGAAUUGAACAUUGUUGCCUGUCCAAUCUAACUUGUUCAGAAGUUCCAAGUCUGAUAAACAGAAAAUCCUCUUCAUAUCGGGCUGUGACAAUCAUUGCAGCAAUUCUUGAAGCAGUUUAGAUGGGGCGUACGUGUGUUUGGCCUUUUCUGGGUGAUCCUAAUAUGUAAAUGAGAUUCAUGGUGCUCCCUGAAACAUGUUGUGUUGCUCACAUCUCCUUGUUUGUUGUGGUCGAUGUGGUUUCUUUUAUUUUCUGGUCUGCUUAUCUCUGAACCCGGUCACCAUCCUGGUUUAAUGUUUGAAACAAUUUAUCGAGUGUAGACUUUUAGAGUACAUGUAUUUAUAUAAAUUACAGUGUUCUAAAAUAAGUCCGCCCCAGCCAACCAUCCGCCCUAAUAACAUCUACCGAGUUUUCAGACCCUGG